This is a messenger RNA of Lasiosphaeria miniovina, 5721 nucleotides long. RefSeq lists its product as uncharacterized. Bases 1 to 5721 code for a protein of 1906 amino acids. The record is from RefSeq and is a predicted model, not a curated record. Gene Ontology annotation, molecular function: ATP-dependent chromatin remodeler activity; DNA binding; ATP hydrolysis activity. The transcript is spliced from 4 exons. Lineage: Eukaryota; Fungi; Ascomycota; Sordariomycetes; Sordariales; Lasiosphaeriaceae.
AUGGCAUCUCGGCUUGACCGGCUUGUUACGCACCCCCUACUGCUUUCUGCCGACAUUUUUCUAAUCCUUGAGACGGGGAGUACCCGAUUAAUCCGGGACACUGCCGUCAAUCAGCUCGCCGAUUGGCAGAAGCAGCAUCCGGAGGAACUUUUCAACCUCCUCUCGAGGGUCGUGGUAUACCUCCGCCAUAAGGACUGGGAGACGCGUACCACUGCUGCAAAAGCGAUUGGCAAGAUCAUCGAGCAUGCGUCUCUUCAUGACCCCAACUCGGCAGAUGAGGCCGUCUCGAGCGACAAGUCGGCUGCGGGCGAAAACGGUUUCGUCAAGAAGGAAGAGAGCAGGGAUUUUUCUUUCGACCUCGAUAACGAUUAUUUCAGCCUCGAGAGUCUAAACAUAGCCGCGAUUCUCAAGUUUGGACGGGCGCUGCUGAGAGGCGGCCAUGUCGACUACGCCCUUGCUGCUCUCGAGCCCGCAAGCCGCCUGGCCCACCAAAAGAAAACACUAAAUGGCCGCCUCGGUCUCCUCGGACGUGUGUUCGAGGACGAGGAAAUGCCCAUCAUCAGUGACAACGCGCGCAGCCCCUCGACGCCACAGGAUGCCUCAUCCGCAAGUGCCUUUGGCCGCCAAGACAGCGGCGCCAACGGGGGCCAGAGCCAGCACAACGAGGAGUCGGGCCUAAGCACGCGCCAACUCAACGUUCUCAAGAGAAAACGCAAGAGAGAAGCGCAGAAAGCAGCCCAGGGUAAGAGCGGGUUUGGUGACCUGUCCAUCCGGCGUUCCACGACGGCCGGCUCGGACGGUUUCGCCGACGAUACUCCUCUGGCAGAUGCUGACUCAAAGAAGAACGGCAAGAUGGCGGACUACUUCACCCUCGACAGACCUGCCGACAUAGACGAGGACACAAAGGUUGUCUCGGAGUUCAAAGGCCCCGUGAUGCCCAUCAAGUCAGAGCUGGAGACAGACGAAGAGCUGGACGGCGCCGAGUGGCCGUACGAGCGCCUGUGCGAUUUCCUCAAAGUUGAUCUGUUUGACCCGCAGUGGGAGACUCGUCACGGUGCUGCCAUGGGCCUGAGAGAGAUCGUGAGAGUUCACGGCGGCGGCGCAGGGAGACGGAGAGGUAAGUCGCUAAAGGAGAAUGCAGAACUCAAUCGAAGAUGGCUGGAUGACCUGGCAUGUCGCUUGUGCUGCGUGCUCAUGCUUGACAAGUUCACCGACUACAGCUCCGACAUGUCGGUGGCUCCCAUCCGAGAGACGGUUGGCCAGACUCUAGGGUCGGUUCUCCGCCACGUGCCCCCGCUCUCUGUGCACGCCAUCUACCAGUUGCUGUACCGCAUGGUGAUGCAGGACGACCUCCAGCUGGACCACCACGUCUGGGCCAUAUGCCACGGCGGCAUGGUGGGCCUGCGAUACGUGGUUGCGGUGCGCAAAGACCUCCUGCUCGAGGACAGUGACAUGAUCGACGGCGUCAUCAAGUCGGUCAUGAAAGGCCUGGCAGACAUAGACGACGAUGUCCGCUCCGUCAGCGCAGCCACCCUAAUCCCCAUAGCCAAGGAGUUUGUGACGCUGCGCCCAGGCGCCCUGGACAGUCUCAUCAACAUCGUCUGGGAGAGUCUCUCCAACCUGGGCGAUGAUCUGAGCGCAUCGACGGGCAAAAUCAUGGAUCUGCUGGCCACGCUCUGCAGCUUCCCUGAAGUCCUGGAAGCCAUGAAGAUAUCCGCCGCUCAAGAUGAGGAGCGAUCCUUCACCCUCCUGGUCCCUAGGCUCUACCCUUUCCUCCGCCAUACCAUCACGUCGGUGCGGCUUGCCUUGCUCAAGGCGCUGAUGAGAUUUGUUAAUCUCGGUAGCGAGACCUCGCAAGGGUGGCUGACUGGCAGAAUACUGCGUCUCAUUUUCCAGAACAUUCUUGUCGAGAGGGAUUCCGAGACGCUCAACACGUCCAUGGAGCUGUGGACUGCUCUGGUUCGGACGCUCGGCCAAAGCCCAGCCAUUCUUGCCAGCGAGUUCGGCCCCCAUGUAGACGCGCUCAUGCAGCUGACACUACAUCCCAUCGGCGUAUCCCGCCACCCCAUCCCCAUGAACGCGUCCCUCUUCCAGAAGCCGUCUGGGGGUACCUACUCCCUGCCCGGUCUCACUCCUGUUGGAACCCGGCGCUCGUCACCGCCCGAGGGCGCCGAGAGAGCGACGAAGCGGAGGAGAAAAUCGACCAAGAUAGAUGAUGUUCCGGUGCCGACUCACAGCCACGACGUCGACGGCCACAUGAUGCAAGGCGACGUUGACCUGGUAGGAAUGGACGUUCUGAUUAGGUCCCGCGUCUCGGCGGCCAGGGCCAUGGGCCUUCUCAUGUCCUUUAUCUCGCCGUCAGCGGUGCGUGCCUAUGACGACGCCAUCCUCCCCGGUCUUUCGUCUCCCUACGCAUCAACCCAACUGACCGCCGCCAUUGUUAUUGAUGAAUACGCCAAGAACUGCGCCAAGGGUGAAGAAGCAGCUCGAUUUGUCGAGCCCUUACAGAAGAUUAUUGACCAAGAUCGGCCGUCCCACUACCGAGACUUGGUCAGCUAUGUGCAGCGUGUGCGGUCGCAGUCGCAGCAGCUCCUGCAUCUCUUCCGCGAUCACGGCAAGGUUCCCAACGGAAAGCUACCCACCCUUGCCGUUGUCGUGCAGGGCGACGAGGGAGCCGGCCCUGGCGCAUUCUCCAUGGCAAACGCCGAAAAGGUCGUGGGCGAUGACUACGAGAGGCUUAAGAAGGCAAUGGCCCCUGGCCAGCGACUGAUUGCCCUCCCCCAACUGUCCGAGGCCCGAGAGGCCACAGUUGCAGUCAUCGAGGAAACCAAGCUGGCCAAGGACGCCCGUGACGCGCGAAUCAGAGCCGCUGCGGCAUGCGCCUUGAUCGCCAUGAGGAUACUUCCCAAAAAGCCCAGUCCGCUUAUCAAGGCUAUCAUGGAUAGCAUCAAGACGGAAGAGAACCAAGAACUCCAGGUCCGCUCUGCUUCAACCAUUGCACGUCUUGUGCAGCUCUUCACCGAGUCGGGCCGCCGCGGGCCAGCCGACAAGGUCGUGUCCAACUUGGUCAAAUUCUCGUGCGUCGAGGUGGCCGAGACGCCAGAAUUCCCGGUCCACGCCCUCAAGACAAGCGUCAUUCUUUCAAUGCAGAAGGAAGAGGACCGCGUCGACCAUGCUGACGCGGCCAAGUUUGCGCGCGAGGCGAGGGCAGCACGUAUCACGCGCCGCGGCGCAAAGGAGGCGUUAGAGAUAUUGUCCCAGUCCUUUGGCGCCCAUCUCUUGACGCGGGUCCCAAGUCUACAGUCGUUCAUGGAGGAGCCUCUGGCGAAGGCCUUUGCCAGCGACCUGCCAGCCGAGGCUAGAGAUCCCGAGAGCACGUUUGGCCAAGAGAUCGUCGACUCCAUGUCAGUGAUUCGGACCAUGACGCCAACUCUCCACCCUUCGCUUCACCCUUUCGUGAUGAGGCAGAUCCCGCUUGUUAUCAAGGCGCUCCAUUCGGAGCUGUCCGUCUUCCGCUACAUGGCGGCAAAGUGUCUGGCGACAAUAUGCAGCGUCAUCACGGUCGAGGGCAUGACUGCCCUAGUCGAGAAGGUGCUCCCGUCGAUUAACAAUCCCAUCGACCUCAACUUCCGCCAGGGAGCAAUUGAGGCCAUCUACCACCUGAUCGCCGUGAUGGGCGACGGCAUUCUUCCGUAUGUCAUCUUCCUCAUUGUACCAGUCCUCGGCCGUAUGAGCGAUUCAGACACGGAGAUCCGGCUCAUCGCAACCACUUCCUUUGCUACUCUUGUCAAGCUAGUGCCGCUUGAGGCUGGUAUUCCCGACCCCCCUGGUCUCUCGGAAGAGCUUCUCAGGGGCAGAGACCGGGAGCGAACGUUUAUUUCCCAGCUUUUGGACCCCAAGAAAGUUGAGCCCUUCCAGAUCCCCGUCGCCAUCAAGGCGGAGCUGCGCUCGUACCAGCAGGAGGGUGUCAACUGGCUCAACUUCCUCAACAAGUAUCACCUUCACGGUAUUCUUUGCGACGACAUGGGUCUGGGCAAGACGCUCCAAACUAUCUGCAUCGUUGCCAGCGACCAUCACCAGCGUGCUGAGGAGUUUGCCAAGACGGGGGCGCUGGACGUUAGGAAACUUCCCUCGUUGAUUGUCUGCCCUCCCACCCUGUCGGGACAUUGGCAGCAAGAAAUUAAGGCGUACGCUCCGUUCCUCACCGUCACGACAUAUGUUGGCCCCCCUGCGGAGCGCAAAGCGAUGAAGGAUCUGGACAAGACAGACAUUGUCGUCACCUCGUACGACGUCUGCCGCAACGAUGUUGAUAUCAUCGAGAAAUACAACUGGAAUUACGUAGUUCUUGACGAAGGUCAUCUCAUCAAAAACCCGAAGGCAAAGAUCAGCAUGGCGGUCAAACGGCUGGGCAGCAACCAUCGGCUCAUCCUGACGGGCACACCGAUCCAGAAUAACGUGGUUGAGCUGUGGUCCUUAUUUGACUUCUUGAUGCCCGGAUUCCUAGGCGCUGAGAAGGUUUUCCUUGAUCGGUUCGCAAAGCCAAUCGCCAACAGCCGCUACAGCAAGGCCUCGUCUAAGGAGCAAGAAGCGGGCGCUCUGGCUAUUGAAGCUCUGCACAAGCAGGUGCUGCCCUUCCUCUUGCGCCGCCUCAAGGAAGAAGUGCUCAAUGACCUGCCACCCAAGAUUCUCCAAAACUACUACUGCGACCUUAGUGACCUCCAGAAGAAACUGUUCGAGGACUUCACCAAGAGAGAGGUCAAAAAGAUCACUGAAGAUGCCGGGCGCGACGACAAGGAAGCCAAGCAGCACAUUUUCCAGGCGCUCCAGUACAUGCGCAAGCUCUGCAACUCGCCGGCGCUGGUCAUGAGGCCCGACCACAAGCUGUACAAUGAGACGCAGAGCUUCCUGGCCAAGCAGAAUACGAGCCUCGACGACGUGGUGCACGCGCCCAAGCUCACGGCCCUGCGAGACCUCCUCGUUGACUGCGGCAUCGGCGUAGAGGGGCAAGAGUCAUCUGACCCGCUAUACACCCCCAUCAAACCCCACCGAGCUCUCAUCUUCUGCCAGAUGAAGGAGAUGCUUGACAUGGUGCAAAACACGGUGCUCAAGAAGCUGCUGCCUUCUGUGUCGUUCCUCCGACUCGACGGUGGUGUCGAGGCGAACCGACGCCAAGACAUUGUCAACAAGUUCAACAGCGACCCGUCGUACGACGUGUUGCUGCUCACUACCAGCGUCGGUGGUCUCGGGCUGAACCUCACGGGUGCCGACACGGUCAUCUUUGUUGAGCACGACUGGAACCCGCAGAAGGAUCUGCAGGCCAUGGACCGCGCUCAUCGUAUCGGCCAGAAGAAGGUAGUCAACGUUUACCGCCUGAUUACGCGCGGCACGCUCGAGGAGAAGAUUCUCAGCCUGCAGCGCUUCAAGAUCGACGUGGCGAGCACUGUAGUAAACCAGCAGAAUGCCGGGCUGUCGACCAUGGACACGGACCAGAUCCUCGACCUAUUCAACCUAGGCGACUCGGGCCCGAACCUCAUCACGGACAAACCAAAAGCCGGCGACGGCAUCGAAGGCCGGGAAGAGGACAUGGUGGACAUUGAGACGGGCGAUGUCCGCCAACCGGGCAAGAAGGCGGCCUGGCUCGACGGGUUGGGCGAGCUCUGGGACAAUAGCCAGUACGAGGAGAGUUUUGAUCUCGACGGCUUCCUCAAGACUAUGCAGUGA